Molecule: messenger RNA, 1273 nt
Organism: Blastomyces dermatitidis ER-3
Lineage: Eukaryota; Fungi; Ascomycota; Eurotiomycetes; Onygenales; Ajellomycetaceae
Product: peroxidase
Exons: 6
Coding region: 255-926 (223 amino acids)
Biological process (GO): cellular response to oxidative stress; cellular oxidant detoxification; cell redox homeostasis
Cellular component (GO): mitochondrion; cytosol
Molecular function (GO): peroxiredoxin activity
Source: RefSeq, a predicted model, not a curated record
UGUGUGUGUGUGUGUGUGGUAUUUGUGUGUGUGUUCGGUAUUCUGGUACCUGGGGGCCAGUGGGCAGGGGGGAAAGCUGGUUAGUAGACCACGUUUGUAUCGUUCAUUCUUCCUUCUUCUUCUUUAUAUAUCAUCCCUCAAUUCUCACUCUCAUUGUAGAACAACAUCCCCUGCUCUACUACCAACAAAGAACAAAACCUCUCAACAAUCACUCCUUCGACCACCUUAGAACCUCGCCUCCACUCACAUCCACAAUGGCUGAAGAACAACGUGCUGCCCCUCUCCGACUCGGAUCAACCGCACCCAACUUCAAGGCCGUCACCACAAAGGGUGAAAUCGACUUCCAUGAAUUCAUUGGCGAUAAAUACGUCAUCCUCUUCUCUCACCCUGAUGAUUUCACUCCCACCUGCACCACUGAGCUAGGAGCUUUCGCCAAGCUCGAGCCUGAGUUCACUGCUCGCGGUGUCAAACUCAUUGGACUGAGCGCCAACGGCCUUAAAUCCCACUAUGACUGGAUCAAGGAUAUCGACGAAGUUACCGGAUCGAACCUGCAGUUCCCCAUCAUUGCUGAUGCCGACCGCAAAAUCUCGUACUUGUAUGAUAUGUUGGACUACCAGGACACCACCAAUGUCGACGAGAAGGGAAUGGCCAUGACUAUCCGUUCCGUCUUCAUCAUCGACCCCAACAAGAAAAUCAGACUGAUUUUGAGCUACCCAGCCUCCACUGGCCGGAAUGCCGCGGAGGUCCUGCGAGUCAUCGAUGCCCUUCAGACCACUGAUAAGAACGGUGUGAACACCCCUAUCAACUGGAACAGGAACGAUGAUGUCAUCAUCCCACCAACCAUGAAGACUGAGGAUGCCAUCAAGAAGUUUGGCGAUGUCAGGGUUGUCAAGCCAUACCUCAGAUACACCACUCUCAAGAACUAGGGUCGACCCUUGGGUGGAGACGGUGGAAGUCGUAUUCUAUAUAAACCUGAUGACGUUGAGCGUUGUAUUGGUAUUUUUGCUUCUUGUUUUAUUUUAUGUGUUUUUUAUUGUUUAAAGCGAUUCAUGAUAUAAGAGAAAGAAAUUUAAAAUGAUAUAAUCCAUGAAUAAAAUGAUCACUUACUCUAAAAAAAUAAAAAUAAAAAAUACAAAAAUUGGUCAAAUAAAAUUGUCCUUGCGUUUGUCGCUCGGAAGUCGGCCUUCCCCCAAAUGAGCAAGUCGCAUAGUCAGAGUUGCCUAUUCUCUUCAACAUCGUCUCCCAAGGUUCAGCUGCCCAGUCCAUGUUUGCU